AAGUGGCACUACAGAAGCUCCUGCCCUGUCAAAGAGCCUUCAGAAAGGGCUUCACUAGAUCAUUUCUUCUCCUCCUCAAAAGAGAAAGUUCUUUGAAAGGAGAAAUCAAUGGUGAAUUGCACAAUUCAGACUUUCCUUUGUUUUUAAGCUUUAUGGCCUUGUAUAGUCUUUUGAUUAGUUAGAGUGUGUAGGCUAUGUUCAACACAGUGUUCUGUGUUCGCUUCUAAAAAUGUAAAUAUGAGUAAAUGGGAAUCUUCAUAUGAAUCUUUAGUUGUACAUGGAAUGUCAACUAAUACAACCUGUUGGGUAAUUAAAAAUGUGUCAGACCAAACGGAUUGGGUUGCGCGAGAGUGCUCCCUCUAUGAACCAUCUGCGCUCGAACCAGCGGGUGGUGCUUUGUAGUGAAUGCAUUACGCUAGUCACGGCGUAUAAAGACCAGGACGGAAAACUAAGCAUGUCAGUCUUUGCUCUCCACCUUGCGCGCAGAGUCAGAAGCUACUACACGCGUUGGUGUCUGAUUACUCGUGAUGAAAACUGCUUUAUGCUUCAGACAUAACAAUGUCAAAUGGCAAAUGUCAACAAUCCAGUGCGCGCAGUGUGAAACACCUUGUUGAUGGAUGUCUUGAAGUCUACAGUUUAUUACUGACUUUAUAGUCGUGACUUACCCGGUUCUACGACUGACAUUUUUACUACGACGCAUAUUUGGAUCUACUGUGGAAUGGCUAAAGUUGCUUUAAUGGAUUUGUGCAUUUUGUUUCUUGUUGGACUAUCAGCAGCUUAUGCAAAUGGUUUUCCUCCUUUACGGCAAGAUGAGAAUCAGGAGAGUGAGAUUGAUGCAGUGCAGCCAGGCGUACCUUCAAGGAGCUCAGCUGUGAAGUCCACGACAUCUCCCGGGCCCACCGAUGCCGGGGGCCCCACGUGCCUUUCGUGUGAGCUGUCAGGGCCCAAAAGACGAGCCAAGCGGUGUACGUGUUACACAUACAAAGACAAGGAGUGCGUGUAUUACUGCCACUUGGACAUUAUCUGGAUCAACACGCCAGAACGGACCGUGCCGUACGGCAUGUCCAGCUACAGAGGCUCCCAGCGGGUGCGGCGCUCAGCCUUGACCUCCGACUCCUCACACGCAAGCUCACAGCGCUGUGUGUGUGCACAGCAGGUGGACUCUGAGUGCACAGCCUUCUGCAAGGGAAGGGGAGAUUCUCCAUGACAUUGGAAACUACCCAGGCAACCAGGCAUUUAAAACUACCCAGGGAGACCUCUCUGGAAGUUGACCUUUGCAAGCAUUUUCCUCUUCCCUUUAAAGAUUUUCCAGUCGUGUUCCUUUUAUAAAGAGAGAGAUAAAAGCACUCCAAGUAGAAUGCUCUGGACAGCCCGCUCAAAGAGAGACUAGAUAUUGGUGGCGUUUUGAGAGUGCGUGGCGGGAGGCACCACCUUAGGAACCUGCCUGACCCUACGGACAUUUACAAAGGACUGACCGAUGGCACAGCUGUCAGCAGAUCAGGAGAUGAGGAGAGGGUAGCUUCAUGACUGAAUGAGUUUUUUCUUCAACAAGCUGGAAGUGUGUGGGUCCAGAAACCAAGGAUGUGUGUAGUAAUAAGACAGUUCUGGAGUGAAGUCUGGAAUUAAACAGCAAAUGUCACUGACAUAUAUGACUGUCAUUGGUAAAGUGGCAUUGUAGAAUGGAUUCAAAGACUGAAUAAGAAAGAGAAUUAUACAAUCAUAUGCAAUGAUGUCCUCUUUCAAAAUAUCUGGUGUCUGCCUUCUCUCACACUUUUUUGUAUUUUAGUUCAGGUAGAACUGUCAGAUUGAUGUAACUAUGUCUUAUAUUUUUAUACUAAUGUAAAAAUGUGCAAAGCAUGAGUUUAUAUUAUUUUAAUUCAAUAUACUGUAUAGCUAUAUAUUAAGCUGGAUUGUUUGGGUAUUUUCAUUUUCAGUCAACCCCUCCCCUGUCUCCCUCUUCAAGAAGUGAGUUUUGUCAGAAUGCUGUUUUAAAGGGAAAGUACUGGUAGAUUCUUUAUUUGACAAAAGGAAGCCUUGCUUUCUAGCCUUACUUGUCGUCUUGAUUUGAUAUUACCAGCAUCAUUUGCCUGCAUUGAUUUACCCUAUUCCUAAUGAAUUUCUGAAAAACUGUAAUGACUACAGUAAUACCUACAGUAUGCAUGCAGCCUAUCUAAAAUAUAAUGCCGAACAGGUCCCUGUAAGUCUGCAAAACUCACCUCUCAUUCAGAGAUAUUUCUGUAAAAAUCAGACCUUUGAGUUUGUGUCUUGUAUAAACACAUCAUCUUUCAUAUAACCAUGCAGAAUGCACUGUAAUUUGUUAUAAACCAACAUGUUUUCACACAAGCACAUACACACACACACACACAUGCACAGACUGACACACACACACACACACACGCACAGUGCAGAAUGUAUUUUUCGCAUGACUUUGCACAUAACUACUCACUUGAUAAAAAUCUGUUGUAAUGGUGAGUAAUGCAAGGCAACUCAAGAGUCAACAAACAGAGAAAAGGGAAAUAAUUUGAACUUGGUUUGAAUUUCUUCUCAAUGUUUGAGUUGAGGGCAGACAUAAUCCACAUCACACAACCGAUUGACAAUGCUACAGUAAUUCUGUAAUGAAAGUCAAAAUUUUGUGCCAGUAAUGAAACAAAAAGUGUUCAUGUUUUUAGUUUAUUGCAGAUUUUCCUGUUUGUAAUGCUGAAGGCUAAAUCCUGUUUAAAGUGCAUUUUGAUUGUUUUGUCUGAAUGUAUAAUAUUUAAAAAAGGGACAACCACAUAAAGAACAUAAUCCACAAUGCAAUUGUAUUUCUAUUGUACUACAUGAGGUAGUUUGUUUUUCCCCCACACAGCAAAUAUGCUCACCCUGUACAGAACAAGUUCAGCUGUAAAAAAUAAAAGCUAUAUGAAACAUCC
Alosa alosa (allis shad) is the source of this 2912-nucleotide messenger RNA. RefSeq names its product endothelin-3. Gene Ontology annotation, molecular function: endothelin B receptor binding; hormone activity. Lineage: Eukaryota; Metazoa; Chordata; Actinopteri; Clupeiformes; Clupeidae. Gene Ontology annotation, cellular component: extracellular region. The record is from RefSeq and is a predicted model, not a curated record. The transcript has 4 exons. The coding region runs from base 719 to 1207 and encodes 162 amino acids. Gene Ontology annotation, biological process: intracellular calcium ion homeostasis; regulation of systemic arterial blood pressure by endothelin; vein smooth muscle contraction.